GUAAAACCCAGAAUUACUUCUCCCUUGAAGCUCUCUUUAAUUCUACCUAACCUUGGUUUUCCUUCUUUCUUUCUUUUUUUUUUUAUAUUUUAUUUUAUUGUAUAUGAAAUAUAUUGAAGUUACUUUCUUCAUUGUUCCACUUUUUAUUCUCUUCAGGGCCAUUCUUGAAUUUUUACAGUUUAUGCUAAAAUUUUAAUCACGAAAAUUCACAGCUGUUCAGCGAUUGUGUUUCUUGAAAAUUUUACUGUUCUUUACUCUUUUGGGCUUGAUUUCUUGAAGAAAUUAUGGCUACAUUAGCCCCAGGAAUUUUAUUGAAGCUACUAAAUGGGAUGAAUUCAGGGGUCAAGCCCACGAAUGAGCAUAGGAGUUCACUUUUGCAGGUUACUGAUAUCGUCCCUGCAGAUCUUGAUGAGAAGAAUCUUUGGCCCAAGCACGGGUUUUUCAUCAAGGUUUCAGAUUCUUCACAUUCGAUUUAUGUUAAGGACCUUUUGAUCGUGCAAAUUAGUGUAGGAAGACAUCCAUUAGUUGGCACUCUGAACCUAAUGGGGUUAAGAGAGAAGGGAGAGAAAUUUGAGCAGAAAAUCAAUCCUAAAUUUUCUGCUCCAAGAAGAGGGUCUUGGGGUACAGGGCCAAAUGGGACAGAUGCAGCUGCUUCUUCACCCCUGGUUUUAAAGCCAGUGCCUUUGGAUUUCGAUCAAUGUACACCAGUGAAAGACAAGCCCAAUUCUGUUAAAUCUGGGGGCAAUUUUCCAAUGUCCCCGGUUAUUCGAGGCAGAGCGAAGGAUGGAACUGCAAAUUCAGCCGUAAGAUCAUCUGUUGGUGGUGCCCUGUUGUCCAAAAUGAUGGAUUCAAAAGGAGAAACCCCUUCGUUGGUUCGAAAAAGCUGUUUUACCCCUUCAAUGCUAAAAUUUCCCAGGAGCAAAAGCGUCUGCGAUAGAGAACAGAGGAUACCAAAAAGUCCCUUCAACUCAGCUGAAAAGAAAAGUUCAACUCCGCCCCCAAAUUUAAGGAAUGCAAGACAAGCAGCUUUUCCCCAUGUUGGUGGAGAUGCACAGAAAAUUUCUGUACCGGCACAAUCACAGUCUCAUGAUUCAGCCUCCAAUAGUACCAGUCUUCCCAUGAAUUUACCCGGAAAGCUUAGCAUGCUCGGGAAGGAAGCUAUGCAACAAAGGGAGGCGGCCCAGAAGAUAGCACUUCAAGCACUAAGAGAUGCUUCAGCCACUGAAAAUCUCGUUCGAUAUCUGAAGAUGUUUUCAAACCUGAACAAAUCUGCUAGGCCAGAUGCUCCAUCACGCUGUUUUGAUCAGUUUCUCGAGUUUCAUAACCAGAUUGCUCAAGCAAUAGCAGAAAUGGUGUCUAUUCAAGCAGCGAGUGAAGUUGCUCAAGCGCCAACCGUAGAAUCAAAAGAAAAUGGUGAAAAUUGUUCUGAAGAAAAGACCCCAAUUUUGCAUGAAAUAAUGCACAAUGUAGACCAAUCCCGGAACUCAGAGUCAACUGCCUCUAAAAGAAGAGCUGCACUUUACAAAUCAAUUGCUGUCUUUCCAGAAAGAAGUGAUCAGAAAUCAAUUCUUGGGAAGCAUUUGAGAUCAUCAAUUCUCAGCCAGAAAGUGUCUUCGGAGAGAAAAUGUUCGUCAGAGAAUGAUGAAAACAGGAAACCUGUUGCUGCUGCCGCUUCUGGCAGCAGCAGCCUAUCCAAUACAAUCAAAUUGGGAAGGCAGAUAGAGACAGAAGCAGGAAACUGGUUUAUGGAUUUUCUAGAGAAAGCUUUGGAAAAAGGCCUGAAGAAAUCAAAAGCAGAAAAGGAAAUGGACGCUUCCAAAGUUCCCCAGUCACUUAUAUUAAAAGUUAUCAACUGGGUAGAGGUGGAGCAGAGUGACCCUAGCAAGCGGCCGGUGCAUCCCAGAGCAGCUCAUAUAGCUAGGAAGUUGAGGAUCAAGAUGAAGAACCCUUGAUUGUGGAUUGAGCAGAUUAACUAAAACAAUUUACAAUUUGGAUGACUUGCCAAUAUUUUCAGGAUUUGUUAAUAUUUUCUUAGAUGCAAAUAUUAAUUUGUUUAUUAGAAACUGGUGAUUCCAUUGUUUAAUUGAGACGCAAGUUGUUCUUACGUCAGCCAAAGGAUUCAUGGGAAUAUGUUUUUCUGUAAGUUCCA
Coffea eugenioides is the source of this 2149-nucleotide messenger RNA. RefSeq lists its product as uncharacterized. Lineage: Eukaryota; Viridiplantae; Streptophyta; Magnoliopsida; Gentianales; Rubiaceae. The coding region runs from base 285 to 1952 and encodes 555 amino acids. The record is from RefSeq and is a predicted model, not a curated record. The transcript has 5 exons.